AGUGUAGUGACGGUGACGCGAUCACCAGAUGUCAGAUAACUUUGUUCAACCGGCUGCCACCGAUCAACGGUUUAAGAAGUCGAUCGCGUUCGUGAUUUUCAACUACGAGAAAUCUACCAUGCCGUAAAGGCGGUUUGUGAUUAUGAUUAACAAGUGACUUAUGUAUGUAUUGUAGAAUUACCCCGUAAACGUCAUUUAUCAUUUGUUGAACAUUUUUAGGCAUUAUUAAUUUAGUGUUAAUUAUAUAAGACUGUGUGAUAUCGGAAAAAUACCACCUAAAGUGUUGAUAGUAUAUCAAAAAUUAUUGAAAAAAAUUAUAUACAUACAUAUAACGCAUGCACUUACAUAUACAUAUGUAUAUAAUAUGCGUAUGACAUCAAGAUAAAACUAAAAAUGGAUAGAACAAUGUAUGGAAAAUUUGAUCCUGGCGCUAGGCAGCCAUAUCGUACAAUACGAGCGAAAGGAAUACAACCCGGAUAUGCACUUCUUGCCGAUCUCCAGAGCAGCGUGCCUGGCAGUCGCCAACCACCACAGUACAAUACCUCAAAAGUGAAUUAUGGCGACAGUUCUGGAUAUGGUAGUUUGCGUGGAAAAGCAGCACCUUCACCUGUACAUCAGGAACAUUAUAGUGUAACCGAAACCCGUACUUCAGCGUCACCGCCUAGACACGUUGGCGGCUAUAAUGGCCUGAGCAGCGGAAUUGGAAGUUCACCAGUUGGUCAGUCAUAUAAUUACCAAAAUCAAGGUAGUCUUGGACGUAGUGGUGGUGCUUACAAUGGUUCGCCAGUGCAACAAAACUCGAAAAAUCUAUCAGAAUUGGAUUCGCUGCUAGAGGAUUUGAGUAAUGCUAGAUAUAAUAGCAAUUAUGAGAAGAAAGAGAAUAUUGUGCCAACUAGCUACAAUUCUAUCUCCAAGUAUAAUACCUAUAAUUCCAGCGAUGAGCGGCCAACCAUUGAUAGUCUGCUUAGUGAAAUGGACAAUGCUUCCAAUUACGCAGUACCUAACGGCCUUACUAAGUCACCAACUCCUGGGCGGCAUGUUAGUAUUACAGUACGUGAAACUAAAACGGAGACUCUCGCACCGGAAGGACCUGUUGUAGAAAAAGAAAUCGUUCAACAUAAUGACAUUUACACGACAAAUCAGGCGGCGCCUACUGGUUAUGCCUCGUCCGCUACUAAGGAGUUAGAUGAUUUAAUGGCAUCGCUGUCGGAUUUCAAGGUUAACAACGGCUCUAACCAUCAUCACCAGACUGUAACCGACUACGCUAAGCCGAAUAAGGGUGUAUCACAUUUAACACAAACCAUCACCGAAACUACUACUUCUACCGUCGUAGAAGAUAACGAACCAGAUCAGUUGGAUUCUAUGCUUGGCAGUUUACAAGCCAAUAUGAGUCGUCAAGGAGUUAAUACCGUACAAAAGGGCUGCUGCAAUGCCUGCGAAAAGCCAAUUGUUGGUCAAGUGAUCACAGCAUUGGGAAAGACCUGGCAUCCGGAGCAUUUCACAUGCAACCACUGCAAUCAGGAAUUGGGCACACGUAAUUUCUUUGAACGCGACGGCUUCCCCUACUGCGAACCGGAUUAUCACAAUUUGUUCAGCCCACGCUGUGCAUACUGCAACGGAGCUAUUUUAGAUAAAUGUGUGACAGCUUUGGACAAGACAUGGCAUACGGAACAUUUCUUCUGUGCACAGUGUGGACAGCAAUUCGGUGAAGAUGGCUUCCAUGAGCGCGAUGGCAAACCCUAUUGCCGCAAUGAUUACUUCGAAAUGUUUGCGCCCAAGUGCAAUGGCUGCAAUCGUGCCAUUAUGGAGAACUAUAUCUCCGCGUUGAACUCACAAUGGCAUCCUGAUUGCUUUGUCUGCCGGGACUGUCGGCGGCCCUUCCAAGGUGGCUCUUUCUUCGAUCAUGAAGGUCUACCCUAUUGCGAGACACAUUACCAUGCUAAACGCGGCUCAUUAUGUGCCGGUUGCUCGAAACCCAUCACUGGACGUUGUAUUACUGCCAUGUUCAAGAAGUUCCAUCCGGAACACUUUGUGUGCGCCUUUUGCUUGAAGCAGUUGAAUAAGGGCACAUUCAAGGAACAAAACGACAAGCCAUAUUGCCAUGAAUGUUUUGAAAAAGUUUUUGGAUAAAUAGUUUAACUAAAAGUGUAAAGGAAUAGUCACGACUUCACACAUACCUACGAACAAUGUAUGAAUACAUAAAUAAUAUGUAUGCAAACAGUAACAAUGUUGACGAAAAAAUUAACUUUUUUUUAUAUGUAUGUAUAUGAAUUCUAAAAAAAA
Molecule: messenger RNA, 2283 nt
Organism: Ceratitis capitata (Mediterranean fruit fly)
Lineage: Eukaryota; Metazoa; Arthropoda; Insecta; Diptera; Tephritidae
Gene: Pax
Product: leupaxin
Exons: 9
Coding region: 394-2130 (578 amino acids)
Biological process (GO): positive regulation of substrate adhesion-dependent cell spreading; cell-cell junction organization; positive regulation of integrin-mediated signaling pathway
Cellular component (GO): focal adhesion; cytoplasm; cell-cell junction
Source: RefSeq, a predicted model, not a curated record